Gigantopelta aegis is the source of this 2406-nucleotide messenger RNA. RefSeq names its product mutS protein homolog 4-like. Gene Ontology annotation, molecular function: mismatched DNA binding; ATP-dependent DNA damage sensor activity; ATP binding. Gene Ontology annotation, biological process: mismatch repair; reciprocal meiotic recombination. Gene Ontology annotation, cellular component: nucleus. NCBI's taxonomy places the organism in Eukaryota, Metazoa, Mollusca, Gastropoda, Neomphalida, Peltospiridae. The record is from RefSeq and is a predicted model, not a curated record.
AUGAACGUGGAAAAGUUUAAGCCCAAAUAUGGUAGUGGUUCUCAUUCCUAUGUGCCUGGAUCUGCAGUGUUAAGCACCGUCACACCUGGCACUCCUGCAUUACAAUCUGCAGUAAUAGUAGCUCUUGUUGAAGGGCGUGGCCAUGCACGAGAGAUCGGAAUGGCUAGUAUUGAUCUCAAGAAUCCAGAGAUGAUACUCUCUCAGUUUCCUGAUAGUCAGACUUACAUGAAAGUAAUGACUAAACUUGAAGUCUUGAAUCCUAUUGAGAUUGUAAUGCCCAACACAGCUUGUGAAGGUGGUACGGCUACCAAAUUGUUCUCAAUGAUUUCCAACUAUUGUCCUCGUGUUAACUUAGCUACUGUACAAAGAAAGUACUUCAAUGAAAGCAAAGGUGUUCAAAUGGUUCAUCAGUUAGUCGUACCAGAAUACAACAGUGUGGAGCUAGAAGUUGUAUCCAAGUAUUACUGUUUAGCUGCAGCAUCAGCUUUACUUAAAUAUAUAGAAUUCAUCCAAAACAUUGUCUAUGCUUCAAAUUCUUUGAAGAUAGUAUUCCGUGGUAGUGAACAAACUACAAUGAUAGAUAUAUCUACUAAAAAAAAUUUGGAACUUAUUAGCAAUGUUCGUGAUCCAAAAUCAUGUCAUAGUCUAUUUGGAAUACUUAAUUACACAAAGACACAGCAAGGAGCUCGAUUACUGAGAUCCAAUAUUUUACAGCCACCAUGUAGUUUGGAGACAAUUAAAUUACGUCAACAAUGUAUUCAAGAAUUCAUUGACAAUGAGGAAAUGUUUUAUGGACUUCAGUCAGUAUUGAAAAGAUUUUUGGAUGUUGAUCAUCUGAUUUCACUGUUAGUACAAUUACCUAAGAAUGAGACAGUUAAAAGUGCAGAAAACAAAAUAACACUGGUGAUCUAUUUAAAGCAUUGCUUGGAACUAGUAGAGCCAUUAAGAACUGCUAUUAGUACAAGUCGAAUCCACUGUUAUCAACAUUCCAUAUUAAAUGACAAACGACUUCAAGAUGUUCUUGUAAAAAUACAAGAGAUAAUUCAUGAAGACGCUCACUAUCAAAAAGGUGCUUUAAACAUGAGAGCUCAAAAGUGCUUUGCUGUCAAGCCUAAUCUAAAUGGUUAUCUUGAUGUUGCAAGGCGUACAUACUCUGAAACAAUUGAUGAUAUUGUUGAGAUGGUGUCUCAACUUGGAGAGAAAGAAGGUCUAGCAGUGAAGACAAGCUACAACAAUUCCAGAGGAUUUUUUAUCCAAAUUUAUUCUGUGGCUGUAGAAGAUUUGCCUCCAAUAUUUAUCAAGGCUAUAAAAUCUAAGAACACAAUUAGUUGUACUACUGCUGACUUGAUUAAAAUGAACGAUCGCUGUAGGGAAUCAUUAAAUGAAAUCUACUUAAUGACAAAUGUUGUAAUAAGUGAACUAUUGGAAGUAUUACGGACUAAUAGGUGCUUUUACAAGCUCUCUGAAUGAGCUAUGUUAGAUCUUCUUCUCUCUUUGGCCCACACAUGCACUGUAUCAAAUUAUGUUUGUCCAGAGUUUACUGAUACUUUGGCAGUAAAACAAGGUUAUCAUCCUAUACUAGAAAAAAUUAAGUUUGAGCCUCCUGUUCCUAACAACACUUAUGCAUCUGGUGAGAGCAACUUCAUUAUCAUUACUGGUCCUAAUAUGAGUGGAAAGUCUACAUACCUGAAGCAAGUGGCUCUGCUUCAAAUUUUAGCACAAAUAGGCUGUUUUGUGCCAGCACGAUAUGCCAGUUUCCGUCUCACACAUCAGAUAUUUUCUAGGAUUGGUUCAGAUAAUGAUAUUGAAAAAGCAUCAACUUUUAUGGUUGAAAUGAGAGAGAUUAACUACAUAAUUCAGAAUAUAAAAGAUGAUUCUCUUGUUGUUGUCGGAUUAGGACGUGGUACAAGUAGUGAAGAAGGUGUAGGACUUUGUCAUGCUAUAUGUGAACAACUUGUUGCUUCCAAAGCUUUUACUUUCUUUGCCACACACUUUCUCGAACUGACGCAAUUGGAAAGUCUUUACCCUAAUGUUGAAAACUACCAUUUUGAAAUCAAAAGAAGUAAUGAAACAUUCCCUGGUCUAAACUUCACACACCAGCUUGUGAAAGGAGAAACAGAAGAAAGACAUUAUGGUCUUCGUCUGGCAGCUAUGUCGUCUUUACCACAAUCAAUCAUAGAAGAGGCUGGAGCCAUUGCAAUGGAAAUACAACUUCAAAAAACUGCUCGUCAAAAUGAGACUAGAGAUGCUACUCGUUUACGUGCAGUCUUUAAACUAGGUACAAGAUUGAUUCAGGUUGCUCGUAAUUCAAAACUUGAUGAAGUAUCACUACGAGUGUUUCUACAACAUUUAAAGGAGGAGUAUUUGCAGCAAAUGUCUACUGAAAUAAGUACAAAUGAAGAAUAG